GAGAUCAACCUCAACCUCGCUCCUCGAUCUGCCAUAGACGAGAUCUUUCUUGACAUGACCAACAAGGCCAUCUCUCGCGGACUCGGCCAGGCUGUAGCCGCAAUCGGAGGACGUCCACUUCGUGUCGCGACCAUGUGCUCCGGAACCGAAAGCCCUCUCCUCGCCUUGGAGAUGAUCCGAGAUUGCCUAACCCUCAUCUCGCCCGACCUGAAGCUUCAAGUGGAGCAUCUAUUCUCAGCCGAGAUUGUACCAUUCAAGCAAGCAUAUAUCGAGCGAAACUUCAACCCUCCCGUGAUUUUCCGCGACAUAACGGAAUUGACCAGCGUUGUACACGACGAAAGCCCAGAGGCUACAACUGCCUACGGCGGCAUGAUGGCUGUACCCAAAGAAGUUGAUAUGGUCAUUGCGGGCACGUCAUGCGUCGAUUUCUCCGGCUUGAACAACCGGCCGAAAGGUCUGGAAGAUGGCGGUGAAUCUGCAGACACGUGGAAUGCUGUGCUGUCUUACUGUAGAGCUUUCCGACCUGCGAUCGUCCUGCUGGAGAACGUCUUGGGUGCGAAUUGGGACAAGAUGCUUAAGGACUACGAAGGACUGAACUACGAGUGUAGUGGAGCGACUGUCGAUACUCGAUCAUACUACAUCCCGCAGGUACGCCAACGUGGCUACAUGGCAUGUUUCAACAAGAACGCCCCAGGAUUCACCGAAGGCGCAGCAAAGCGAUGGGUCGCCAACAUGACCGCCUUCCAGCGCGCAGCCAGCUCUCCGGUGUCUGCCUUCCUCCAGCCUAACGACCAAAUCAUCCGCCAGCAGAUUCGCAACGAUGAACCCUCUCGGGAAGUCGACUGGUCGCAGUGCGCCGUCACUCAGUCAGAAUAUCGGCAGGCCAAACGUCUUGGCUACGCCAGACCGAUCACGCACUGGUCUGAAAGCGGCUCAAUGCUUCCACCAGAUCACGGUCACCAAGCAUGGUUCCAGAAACAAGUCGAGCGCGUCCUGGACACUAUUGACGGAGCCGUGCUGAGAAAGGCUCUGCCUCCAGCCAUGUACGACGCUCGAUACAAGAGCCGCAUCUUUGAUCUCUCACAGAACAUCUAUCGGGAGACGGACCAUCGUCCUUUCGGCAUUGCUGGCUGUGUCACUCCUAGUGGCAUGUACUUUGUCACCGACCUCUGCCGUGUCCUUACCUCCGAAGAGAUGCUCAAGCUCCAAGGCAUUCCGCUAAGCAAGAUCUCCUUUACCACCGAAACACAAGCGGAGAUUCAAGAUCUUGCAGGGAACGCUAUGUCAAGCACGGUCAUCGGCUCCUCAAUCCUCGCUUCGAUCAUCGCUGGUCACGGAGCACUUGGUCAUGAAGCCGACAAGUCAACAUGUAACGUCGAGCCAACGCCUCCGGUGCGGCGCGUCCUUGUUGGCAAGGCCACCCGAGGGGAUAGCCAACCUCAUGCGGCGCUCGAUAUCCAAGCACUGCUCCGGAUCGCCGAGGCAUCUAUGCGACGGUGCUAUUGCGAGACGGAGUGUGGUAUCGCGGAGAAGCCUAUCCAGCAAUGCACCGACUGCGGGCACACGACCUGCACGUCCUGCGGAGGCAACCCUGCUCAUAACUAUAGGCAGCAAGACAGGGUCGAUCGCUUCCUACCGGCUACAUUUGAAGACCACGUCCGAUGCGCAAUGCCGCUCCGGCUGAAAUUGACGCAACUCGCGAUUCCAAUAACUAGCGAUGCUGCCUACGACGAAGCAUUCAAGCACGCGCUGCGAGACACGUUUACGUUCCAGCGUAUCCGACGAACUCACUGCUGGACUAUUUCCUAUCGAUCAACUGCGGCAAUCUUGGAACUCGUAGUUGGACGCAACGCAGAGUGGCGGCUCUAUGCCGUUCCGGACAAAGAAUUGCCAGGCAACAGCAAGCUACGGAGGCUUUUGCUGCAGCCUGUGGCAAAGAGUGUCGUUGCGGACACGCUCUGCCCGACUAAGUGGAUGUGCAGGACGCCAAAGAAGGCCAGCAGCAAAGUCACCCUUUCAGGUAGCGGCAGGCAGAUCGCAUCCUGGUGGUCGCGCAACGGGAUGCCGGACUUUGUGAACCAUCGAGUGUGGGAGUUUCUUACAAUCAAGAGUCACGACAAGCUUGUCAGCAGCCUGACCGGGAAAUAUCAAUAUCUCCCGCGGUGCGGCAAAGCGUGCGACUCGCUGUACAAGAAAGUUGUCGGAAGCGACGACGAGCCGACAUUUCUUUUCCUAGACCCGACUCAGACUGGAGAUCCGAACGACGACUCCUUCGUCUUUACGACCAACAUUGCGAUGCUUGAGCAGGAUGAGGUGCGCCCCAUCCUCGGUCGUAUAGCUGCUACAUGGCGACCUUGGCCGAACUCAGGCAACCUCGCGCUCAACGCCAAUGCGGAGAAGGCAGAUAUCGUGUUCGACGAGUCCUGGAAGCCGUCCACGGGCUCAUUCACUACUGUAGAGAGUCGGGUCGAGAUAUCCACAGCUAAGGACAGUCUUGCGGUGUCUUCAAGUUGUUCUGACUUAGAAGUGCUGGUGGCUUGCACCAUGCCAACAAGCGACGCUGGUAAUGUUUUGAGCGGUGGUCAUCUGCGAGGAUUCUUCAGCUCGAAAGAUGCCGAGUUCUUCAGAUCCCAUGCUUGGCUGUUCGAGGAGAUGCGCAGACAGCUGAGAAGCGUUGGUAGCGACUGGAAGGGCUUCCAGGACUUUGCCGUCCGGAAUCGCUGCCUGACUUGUGCGCCUGCGCGCCCGAAGCUGCAAUGGACCUGGGCCGACAACGGUACUGAUCUGAGGCCAUACGAGGACUCCAAGUCGGCAGCGCUCUAUGAGCGACGCAUCAAGGAUCGUCCUGAGCCCGUUUCGGUCAUUGUCGAUCGAGUACAGAGCGGCAAUGCGUACACGUUCAGCCUGGGCGUCGACGCCGUCACACUCGCGCAUAGAGCUGGGGCUCGUCUUACGGCAAGAGGUCCGGUGCCAGUCUCGUACUCCUGGAGGUUUGUGACAACCGCGCCGCAGACUUUCAAAUUCAAGCCAUUCAGUAUCUCGGACACGCGCGGUCUCGCACCAUACUCUGGCCCGCUGGACAUGACGAUCAGUCUGUUUCCCAAGCAGCUGAUGUCUCUCGCCUGGAUGCGUCAGCAAGAAAAGGGUGUUCCCUUUACGAUUGACGAAACUGAAGAAGCGGUCAUCCCUGCGCUGGGCUGGCGAGCUGAGGCACGGGCGCGCACUGAGCUGAUCGUUCGCGGCGGCAUUUGCGCUGACCAUCCCGGUUUCGGAAAGACGAUCACCAGUCUGGCACUUAUUGAUGCCGAGUUUCUUGAGCAAGGACAAAAGACUAUCUGUGAACAGUUGGAGGAGAAAUCGCAAGGCUUGCUCAGAACUGCCGCGACCCUCAUCAUCUGUCAGGCAUCACUGGUGCAGCAGUGGGUUGACGAAAUCCAGGAAAAGCUUCCAUCGUACAAGGGCCUCGUUCUGGCCAUCAAAACCCAAGGCGACCUUUCGAAGAGAACGGUCUCCGGAUUUGAGAAGGCUCGCAUUGUCGUGGUGAGUAACGCUGUGCUCGUCAACCCCUCGUACAUCGAACGACUUGCAACAUUCGGUGCCGUCCCCGCGCCAUUCACACUCAACAGUGGACGUCAGCUAUCACAGUGGCUCGAAUUCGCUGCCAACCAGAUUCCGGACCAUCUGAAGAUCUGGCACGAGCAAGGACUGCCAACACUGCGUAAGCAUAUCAAGUCCAAGUACGCCGAGAGAAUCAAGGAUUCGGAAUUCAACUCUUACGUGCCGUCGAAGCGCCUCAAGGGCCAGGCAUACGUAAAUGGCAAGGCAAAAAAGCAUUGUGCUGCGCUAGAGAAGAGCGUCGCGAACGACACCAUUUCUACCGACAGCGUCGACGGUGCUCUUCUUCAGCUUUUCUACUGGAACCGCAUCAUCGUGGACGAAUUUCACCAGAACGACCCCAAGAUUGCAGCCGUCAUCAACUCGCUGAAAGCUGAGAAGCGAUGGGGACUGUCCGCGACGCCACAAUUGGAAGAUUUCUAUGAGCUCGCACAGAUUGGCGCUCUGCUAAACGUGCCGCUACCGAUCGGGAGUGACUCUCGAGGACUGAUGAAGAAGAGCAGUGUUAGGGAGUUGAGGAAAGACAUGACCAGCUUCGAGUUGUUCGAUGCGAUGCGGCAGACGGCCACCCAUUCUAUGCACCAUCGGAUCUACGCAAUGGACCAGAGAUUCCUCGAUACCUUCGUGCGGAGAAACCUCAUGGCCGGGGCUGAGUUUCCAAUUCAGCAGCAUCUUGUCCCAGUGACAUUGGACCUUGACCAUCGAGCGCUAUUCGCUGAACUCUGCCAGCAUCUCAACUCGUUAGCUAUGAAGAUCAGGAAGGGAAAAGGCGCCUCAGACCGUGAGGUGCGUUUCAGAGAAGCAGUAUCGUCUUCCUCCACGGCAGAAGAAGCGCUCUCUAAAGUUGCUGCCUACUCUGAUCGAUCGACGAUCGGGUCUCGAGACCUUGGGUUGCAGAGUAUUGUCAACGAUCGUUUAGCCAAGUACGACGACAUCCUCGAGCACCAGAUUCCCGUCGCAGUUGCCCAAGCUAAAGGCACGGAAGAAGACAUCUUCGCGAAGUGGCUGGAACGCCUCCAAGAUGGGGCACUCGGUGACCGCGAUUUGAUCAACACGAUUCUUCCCAUUGCCAAGCGCGAGAAAGGCGUCAAGGUCAAGAAGAGCGCUGCCGCCACGAUCGAUGAAGACGGCAACAAAGUUAAGGGACAGGGUCAACGAGCGCUCACGGCCGACCUCAAUGCCAAAUGCGAGCAGCUGUUGGUUGAGAAGCGCUCAGCACGCUACAUCGAGAAUCUGCUGAGAGUAUCUACGUCCGAAAAGCCUCAGCUGCUAUGCGAGCGAGAUGACUGCAGCCAGAAGUGCUCGAAGCUCGCCGUGUCGGCACUCUGCGGUCACAAGGUCUGCCACGAUUGCUACAAGGACAUGAAGGCGCACGAGAUCAUCAAGUGUCCCGGCGACGGCUGCAGCGCUCCGAUGAUGGACUUUCAUCUUCUAUGGCCAGGACAACAGUCAUCUACCAUCACAAAGUACGGCGGCAAGAUUGAAGCCGCCCUCAAACUGCUCGCCAAGAUCCAGCAAAAGGGCGAGCAAGCAGUCCUCUUUGUGCAAUUUGCCAACCAGCUCGAUGAAGUGGAGUACGCCCUGAACGAGACGGACAUCUCCGCCGUCGUCGUCAAGACUACCGCGCAAGCCGGGAACCAGAUCAAGGACUUCCGUGAAUCCGACGGCAAGAAGAAGAAGACCGUCAUCGUGCUCAACGCCUCGGACGAGACCGCGGCAGGCAUCAACCUGCAGAACGCAAACCACGUCAUCUUCCUCUCUCCACUGCUUCGGGAGACUCAGUACGGCUACGACUCCACGAUGGCGCAGGCGAUCGGCCGGGUGCGUCGUCACGGCCAGACGCGGGAGAUUCACGUCUACCGCAUCUUCGCGACUCACACGGUCGAUGUGGACAUUCUGGAG
Messenger RNA from Zymoseptoria tritici IPO323, 5517 nucleotides. RefSeq lists its product as uncharacterized. Gene Ontology annotation, molecular function: methyltransferase activity; ATP-dependent chromatin remodeler activity; ATP binding. Lineage: Eukaryota; Fungi; Ascomycota; Dothideomycetes; Mycosphaerellales; Mycosphaerellaceae. The record is from RefSeq and is a predicted model, not a curated record. The annotation marks the transcript as partial. The transcript has a single exon.